AUGAAGCAGUUUCGAAGUUUAGUUAUUGCGUUGUCAUUGAUUUUGGCUGCAGGAGUUCACGGGGAAGAGGAAUGUUCGAAAAAAGGCAACACAAUUGCUGACCAAGACUUCGGGAUGGCGCUGACACCUGACGACAUAAUUACAUCUAUGAUGGGACCGUGGAUGAUUCGAGAUUACUUCCGACCCUGGAGGUAUCUAGAAUCCCUAACCAGGGACCUAGGAUCGACUAUUAAAAUGGAGAAAGACAAAUUCCAAAUCAAUUUGGACGUUCAGCACUUCGCCCCUGAAGAAAUCACUGUGAAGACUGCUGAUGAUUAUGUGGUGGUCGAGGCUAAACAUGAAGAGAAAAAGGAUGAGCAUGGUUAUGUUUCAAGACAGUUUACGAGGAAAUACGCGUUGCCUGAAGGUGCUGUGUCGGAAAAUGUGGUCUCAGAAUUGUCCAGCGACGGAAUUUUGACGAUAACCGCACCAAGAAAGCAUAUUGACGCGAAGGGAGAGAGAGUGGUGCCUAUAACCCAAACUGGUCCUGUCAGAAAGGAGUCAAAGGAGAAGACGAAGGGCUCUUGUUCUGGUGAUGAGAAAUGUGAAUUGUAA
Messenger RNA from Parnassius mnemosyne (clouded apollo), 594 nucleotides. The record is from the annotation of a GenBank genome assembly. Lineage: Eukaryota; Metazoa; Arthropoda; Insecta; Lepidoptera; Papilionidae.